AUGGCAACUGCCCCACUGCCACCAACAUCAACAUCAACGUCAUCGUCAUCGAUCCACCGUGUCUCGCCAACGAUACAGAUCGCAUAUACACUGUACGAAGCCGAGCCCACGAACCGUGGACCAGCAGCACGCGCAACCGUAAUCCUCAUCAAUGGGCUCGCCGACACGAAGGAAACAUGGGGCAGCCAGGUCCCGUCCUUCACGUCCGCGGGAUACAGGGUGCUCACGUACGACAAUCGCGGCGUCGGGGCGUCGUCGCGACUGCCUCUUCCCGACAGCGACGACAGCAGAGGCGCAGUAUUCUACACGACGCGCGAGAUGGCGGACGACCUUGCGCGUCUCCUCACGCACCUGAAGAUCCAAGGGCCGGCGCACCUCCUCGGCGUGAGCAUGGGCGGGAUGAUCGCGCAGAGCUUCGCGCUCGAAUACAUCGUUCCGCCCGCAGCCGCGGUCCCGGGCAUCGUCUUCCUCAGCGUGACGCUCGUGUGUACGUACGCCGCCCCAGGCCCGUUCUGCACACGGAUGUUCGCCAUGUGGCGCGAUGUCGCGCGGGCGAUGGGUGUGCAGACGGUCAUGCGGGACGUUGCGCUGUGGUGUUUCAGUCCGGAAUUCUUUGCCGAUGAGACUAGGCGCGAGCAGGUGCGGGACAUGGAUGCUGCGAUGGAGUGUAUUGAUGACGAAGACGCAGGUGGGAUGGGGCUGGGAGCGUAUUGUGCGCAGUUGAGCGCCAUUCAAGAGUUUGAUUCGCGCGCUGUGGUUGGUAUGCUGGCGCAGAGGAGGCCUGGUGUCCGGGUCGUGUUGCCGAACAUUGUGGUGCUGGCGGGCGAGUCUGAUAUUCUGAUCCCGGUGUCGCUGUCGAGGGAGCUGCAUGGUCUCAUUCCCGGGGCGCGAUGGUGCACUACCAGAGGCGGGCAUGCUUGUAACUGGGAGUUCCCGGAUGAGUUUAACAGGACGUGUUUGGAUCUGUGGACGGACAUAGAGACUAAGACACAGAAUUGGGAGGAUGUGACGUGA
Messenger RNA from Exophiala aquamarina CBS 119918, 1014 nucleotides. RefSeq lists its product as uncharacterized. The transcript has a single exon. Lineage: Eukaryota; Fungi; Ascomycota; Eurotiomycetes; Chaetothyriales; Herpotrichiellaceae. The record is from RefSeq and is a predicted model, not a curated record. The coding region runs from base 1 to 1014 and encodes 337 amino acids.